Acanthisitta chloris (rifleman) is the source of this 2421-nucleotide messenger RNA. It is a transcript of the gene ZBTB26, whose product is annotated as zinc finger and BTB domain containing 26. The coding region runs from base 11 to 1327 and encodes 438 amino acids. The record is from RefSeq and is a predicted model, not a curated record. NCBI's taxonomy places the organism in Eukaryota, Metazoa, Chordata, Aves, Passeriformes, Acanthisittidae. Gene Ontology annotation, biological process: regulation of immune system process; regulation of cytokine production; negative regulation of transcription by RNA polymerase II. Gene Ontology annotation, molecular function: protein binding. The transcript has a single exon.
GUGUGACAAAAUGUCAGAAAGAUCAGAUAUUCUUCACUUCAAGUUUGACAACUAUGGAGAUUCCAUGUUACAGAAAAUGAACAAACUGAGGGAAGAAAACAAAUUUUGUGAUGUUGUGGUCCAUAUAGAUGAUGUUGAAGUUCAUGGGCAUAAAAUUGUCUUUGCUGCUGGUUCUCCCUUUCUGAGAGAUCAGUUCCUACUGAAUGACUCCAGAGAUGUGAAAAUCUCCAUCCUGCAGAGUUCAGAGGUGGGCAGGCAGCUGCUGCUCUCCUGCUACAGUGGCAUUCUGGAGUUCCCCGAAAUGGAACUGGUGAACUACCUGACUGCUGCAAGCUUCCUGCAGAUGAGCCACAUCGUGGAGCGAUGCACUCAGGCCCUCUGGAAGUUCAUCAAGCCGAAGCAGCCGCUGGAGAGCAAGGAGUGUGAGCAGCAGAGUGACUCCUCUGAGCUGAAGGAACAUCAGGGAGAUGACGAGUCUCUGCAGCAAGACUCGCCGUGUAUUCAGCCUUCAGAGGACAGCAUGGACAUGGAGGACAGCGACAUUCAGAUCAUCAAGGUGGAGUCCAUCGGGGAGGUGACAGAAGUUAGGAAUAAGAAGGAUCAGAACCAGUUUCUCUCUUCUGAACAAACAGCGCUGCAUUCCUCAGAGCCUCAGCACUUCCUUAUCAACUCCACUGUUGAAAACAGAGCAAGUGAAAUAGAGCAAAACCACCUCCACAACUAUGCUGUUUCGUACGCUGGCGGCGAUAACAUCGUUCUGGCCUCUAAAGAUAUGUUUGGGCCCAACAACCGAGGUAUAGACAAAGGCCUCCAGUGGCACCAUCAGUGCCCAAAGUGCACCAGAGUAUUUCGGCAUCUGGAAAACUAUGCUAAUCACUUAAAGAUGCAUAAACUCUUCAUGUGUCUGCUCUGUGGCAAGACAUUCACUCAGAAGGGCAACCUCCACCGGCACAUGAGAGUGCACGCAGGCAUCAAACCAUUCCAAUGUAAGAUCUGUGGGAAAACGUUCUCUCAGAAAUGUUCCUUACAGGACCACCUGAACCUGCACAGUGGGGACAAACCCCACAAGUGCAACUACUGUGACAUGGUUUUUGCGCAUAAACCUGUUCUGAGGAAACACCUCAAACAGCUACACGGUAAAAAUAGCUUUGACAAUGCCAAUGAAAGAAACGUGCAAGACAUCACGGUGGACUUCGAUUCAUUCACAUGUAGCACUGCUGCAGACAGCAAGGUCUGUCAGCAGGCUGAUGCCAGCCAGGUACUGGAUGCAGGGAAGCUGUCUCAGGCUGUGCUCAGUUUGAGAAAUGAUAGUACCUGUGUCAAUUAAGCAAUUAAAACCUGCCCUGUGUAGGGAUCGUGACUGAGAGGAGCAAACCUUUGGUUUGGGCUCUUCCCCAAACUGGUGGUGUGCCCCGAAAGGCUAUGGAUGGAUGGAUGGCAGGUUGGAUUGCAGAACCUGGCAGAUCCUCAGCCAUUGUUCUUAGUCUUACUUGAUAUUUCCUGUGAAUAGCAAUCCUCCUUCAGGUUUCUGUCUGCGUCUCUACUGUGGAUUAUGGGGUUAAUUGUUUCAUUUCUCUCUGAUUAGGAGACUCCAGACUAACACCUUUUGAAAGACUAUUGCUGUGGGCUGCAAGUAAACCACCUGCUAUACAGUUAGAGGCCUCUGUGUGGCUGGGCAGAUGGAGGAAAGAGCAAAGAGGACAAGUCUGUGAGAUAACCCGAUUGCUGUUUUUUUUAAAAGCACUGGAUAACUGAAAACACUCCAUAUACCUAAAUUUAAACUUACCUCUUAGAGUUACCUUUCUCUGAUCUUACCCCUAGACUCCUGCAGUUGAAAUGAAGUAUUUUUCUGUCACUUUUGUGCCCUUUCUAAACUUAUUUCAAGAAACUUCUGCUGCCAAUCAGUGCUCUCUUAAAAGCUCUCAGGGUUUUUAACCUCAACAUGCAUUAUGAAAAGAUGAAACCCUGAAUGAUUUGGCAGGGUUAGCUGAUCAUUGCAUAGAGCUGUUCAAACCAAGGAUAGAUUGCAGCUCUGGAAUGUGAGAGGCUGCUGCCUGGAGUGCAAGUAUGACCUAUUUCUUAAGCUGUCAUACCUGGGAUUUUUAAAGGGCACUUACCAGUGCAUGUACUGAGACAAGCUAAACACUUCAAAGCUAAAAAUUAUCAUCCACCUUCCCUAAGUUUUGCAUCACAAACCACAACAGCUGUUGGGUUUAGAGCAAAGCUGGAGUGGAGAAAUACUGCCUUUUGACACUGUGAAAAGAAUCUGUUUUAAAAGCUGCAAUAUAUAACAACUCCAUGCUUUUUUGGGUUUUUUUUUGCUUUUUUUUCUUCCCUUAGUUCUUUGUGUGUCUCUCCUUGAUGAAUAAGGGCCACGUGUCAGUUAACUUGAAACAAAAAUACCUGCUAUAAGAAUUUAAA